UCUAACAGAAACAAGCGCAAAACGCCCCAAGAUUGUUAGUCCACGGUUUUUGUGGACCUUGGGUAUGCACCACUCAACGCGGCACCGCGGACCGUCGCGCGUGCGACGCGUUGAGAGGGACGGACCCAUGAUGAUAUAUGGCGGAUACAUGUGAUCCGUCGACCAACCUCAUCCUUCCCGUCCAUCUUCGCAAUCAUCAAUUUUUAAUCCAAGCUGUCAAUUGAUCUUUCUGCACGCCAGCAUCCUAGCAUAUCCGAUACAUUUGCGGCCUUCAUCAAUUUCUCGACAUCGCGUCCAGAUCCCAGCAUCAUGUUUCUCAAGCGGAAGCGUUCCUCAUCUGAGAUGUGCUCAUCAACCUCGUCGUCGUCCCCAUCCCCUUCGCGCGCCAGCCCCAUGUCCUCCAUGGACAUGGCCUCUCCACCCGGCCACCACGGGCGUACCAUGAAACGCCUUCGCAACAGCAGGCCCUCGGACAAUCUGGUUCACCAACGUACUCUGGGGAUGCUCUACGCUGGCGCAUCGCAGCAGACCUCGUCCCAGACCGCACCCAUUCGUCAGUCAUCAACACCCAUGACAGACUCCCAUCCUCCCUCAGCAAACGAAUCGCUCCAUCGGUUCUGGAACAUCCGCAGCGCUCCCACACCAUCACCAUCCGUCGAACGACGGCCAUCCUUCCCAACAUGCUGCGAUGACUGCGGCACCAGUCUAGGUGGCGGUGACCAAGGCAUGGAUGUCGAAGACACAGAGGACCCAUCCUGCAUUGAAUGUGCGAAAAUUGUAUGCCAGAGUUGUUCCAUCAGCAACCUGGGCGCGGAGAGGCGGUGCCUCAAGUGUGCGAAGCGGCAAACGUGGUCUGGCCCUGCCAAGCCCCCUGGCCGCCUCUUCAGCUUCACUCCGACAGUAUCACAGGAUGUCGAGAUGCUAUGAAUUCUGUUUUUGAUGGGUCAUUCGGUCGGCGUACCUAUCAUUUGGCAUGGAGUUUUGGGGUAUAUGCAUCACUUUUGGACUACGACGUCAGCAGCAUGGCAUCAGUGAAUUGGGUCGUGUACAACAAUAAU
Emericellopsis atlantica is the source of this 1058-nucleotide messenger RNA. RefSeq lists its product as uncharacterized. The transcript has 2 exons. NCBI's taxonomy places the organism in Eukaryota, Fungi, Ascomycota, Sordariomycetes, Hypocreales, Bionectriaceae. The record is from RefSeq and is a predicted model, not a curated record. The coding region runs from base 310 to 927 and encodes 205 amino acids.